ACAUCCCAAUCUGGCUUCCCAUCAUCUCGUUCGCCCUGUCUUCGUCCAAACAGCAACAACAACAAUAACAACAAAAAGUAAAAGCAGGGCUAUCCUUCGCCCACUUCAUCCUUUUCGCUCUUAAAGCCAGCAAAGUAGCUCGACAAACGCCAAGAAAUAGUACAUUCCAAACGUCUCCUGCCCCGGACCCCCGGUCCCGUCUCGCAGGCCCUGCCCAUCAAGGUCACCAUCGCUGCCCCGCCGAUCCGAUAUCAUUAAGUCAGAGUAGCCUACGCAAACCUCAACUUACCAACUCUCUCCUACUCGCUUCGGCAAUCCGAUCGCCAUACAAUUCGCCGCCCCUCUCUGACCCAACUUACAGCUUUACAUAAACCGAUAGGGCUUUUUGCAAUCAGGAUUCUUUUCUCUUCUUGACCGACGCAAGCUGCUUCCCUCCCCUCCACCCCUGUGGCCAAAGUAUCUCUCGAUCAGUGGCAGCCCAGCUACGUCUCAACCACCUGCGGCACGCUCCGACCAGGGGCGCGAAACGCUGGGACUGUUGGCGGCACAUAGUGAACGAGCGCAAGAGCCGACUACAAUUCGCACGACGGUGAUACGGCUAGCGGCGCAAAAGAGGAACAUCGGACACCAUGGAUGACUACCAGGAGAAAAUCCAAAUGGUGCGCGCCAUCACCAAUUACAGCGAUGAGCCGACCAUUGCAGCUGCUCUGCGAGCCAAAAGUGGUGACUUGGAAGCGGUCAUCAACAUGAUCCUAGACGACUUGGAUAAGUUUCAAAAGACCUACGCCUGGGAUGAGAGUGUGUUUAAUGCGAAUCGUGAAGGUGAUGGAGUUACAGCUGUUUAUGGGCCCAAUCAGUCUUUCCAUAUUCAGCCUCCAGACAAUAACAACAACAACAACAACAACAACAAUAACAACCCCGUUCUCUACGGAUACGACCCGGGAUAUGAUCCCACUGCUCCAUCUCGGCCCCCUUCGAGGGUUGACAAUCGGUCUCCGAUCGGACGCGCUGUGGAAAUGACUACCGGCACAUAUCCCUCCGGUGCCCCGACGAACCAACAGGAAGAGGACGCACAGCUACAACAAGCCCUUGCGGCUUCGAUGAAUCCUUCGGGCAUGCACACCCCUCAGCCGAGUACCAACGGACAUUCAUUGCCGCCGCAGUUGCCCCCUCCACCCCCACCCCAAGAAUCGGGCGUCACUAGCAAUGGCGCAUAUUUUGGUCCAGCGAAUAGGACGGACUAUGAUCCGAAUCAAUGGGCCAUGGUUCCUCUCAGGCUUCGCCAAACGGAUCCAAGACCAGUCAGCAGAGCAAGGGCUCCCGGGAGCCCGGCUUUUUUGAGGAACCGUUCCGAAAAUUCGACUAACCGACACCGCAUCGGUGGAAUUUUAACGAUAUUACACUCCAUCCCCGCCGCACGGAACGCGCUGCUCCAGAUAGGCGCUGCGCCGGAAUACGGCUAUGGAAGCAACAGUGAAUGGUGGAAGGGACAGAAGAUUCUCCCCCCGGAGCUGCAGGCACGUAGUGAACAAAUUGACUCGGGACGGGAUCAGUUGGUCCCCCCGUGGUCGGACGAGCUUCAUCGCUUGAUAGCAUUCCUGGAUUCAACGGAAAGGGCCUACGGAACGGCAGACAUCUUGGCGAACUGCAAAGCUCCCGGGGUCGAAGAGCGCUGGGAUAGCGAGAAGGAAUUCUUCGACAGCCACUUGCAGAUGCUGAAAGCUAGAAAUGAUGGCAGGUGGGACGAUCUCACCAUGUGUUAUAAAAAGUCCCUAUAUGGCACAGCAGAAGGCUCCUCGGAAGAACAUGUCAACCUUCUGGACUGCGAAGGUGUCGAUCUUACCACAGGCAACCUCUACGGCUGUCUUGAUAAGGUAUUUUGGAUGGACCGGAACACUUCAAUAGAGUCACUGGAUGGCGCCCCUUACAGCACCAUAAGUAAGCUUCCUGAGGUACUCACGAUUGGGCUUAAAGCAUCACAGGGACUCCCGGCAGCUCUUGACAUACCCGAGACGAUAUACCUUGACCGAUACUUGGCAUCCAAUGAAGAGAAAAUCAAGGAACUACAAGCAGAUCUAUCAAAACUUGUGUACGCAUAUCGCAAAUGUGUGGAGGAGGAGGAAAGGUUGACAACAUGGAGCAAUAACCAAACGGGCAACAAACCUGUGGAUCGUCGGACUUUGAUCGCAGACAGUAUUGAACGCUGCAAAGACCAUAUCCAACAAGUCAAAAAUCGGGCAUCCUGGAGGAACUUCCAAGAGUCAAGUUCCAAUGUUGGCGACAAUGGGAAUGGUUACCAGCUUUAUCUAGCGGGCGCUGAUAAGGAGGCUCCGGUCUCACCGGAGGAGGCGAACGUCAUCGCUUAUUACGAGCGCAAGAUCAAAUUUUUGACAGAACAGGCAGCCAGAAUUGAACAGAUCAUGCAAGGCACUAUUGCGCCACAAAAACGACGCAUUUUGGACGCUUUGGACCAACAUAGCAAGGUUCUUACUGUUCCUGCCCCGGACAAUUCAUGGGUUCCCACGGCCAAAUACACUCUUCGUGGCAUGACAAGCGAGCCGAACACAGUGUUCUUGCGGAAACAAGAAGUAGAGCUUAUUGACCUCGACAAUGGUGAGGUUCCUGCGGAACAGUGGUAUAAGAUUUGGAGCUAUUCCGAGAACAAUUAUGCCGUGCAGAUCGAAAAAACAACCUACGAGACUGCUAUCUCGCAGGCUUGCGCGGUCGGCACUGAACCUCUUCUGAUUUACGCUUCGGAAAAGGCAAUGAAAACUGAACCAAUCCCGUUGAAUGACGCUCUAAAGGCCUUCAUCAGGUUUGACAAUAAGUUCUUCAGCCAAGAGCUGGCGCAGAAUGAGCACGAACAGCACGAAGACUCCAGAAAGCGUGGACCCAUCUCGAUGUCGUCUCCGGACUCGAAAAGACGUAACAGGUCCAAUAGUCUCGACUCAAUGGCCACUAAUCACGCAUCAGCGGGGGACCUAGAUGAGGAAAUGCGUGACGAAGAAUUCGUCGAAUUUGCCAGCGGAUCGGUGUACGGCAGCAGCGCGGAGAAGGCUACCACCAGCUCUGACCAUGAUAUGAUGGACGGUCUCUCUCCUUCCUUACGUCAGGAAGAUGGCCGUGCUCCGCAUUCCAAUACUUUAGUCGACCUGCUCACACCACCCUAUGAAGAAAAGGUGGAGAGCAAGGAAAAGGAGUCAUCGAACAUUGAUACCUCGAUGGAUGCCGCUUCAGAAAGGAUGAGGCGGGUGUCCCUUGACGAGGACAAGAUGGAUGUCGAGUGGGGUCAAGCGGAAGUCGUCACCAACACCGUUAGCACCGUUAGCAGCCAGGGCAGCGGAUCUAGUGCCCAUACUGAGGACUCUGGUAUUACCUUGAAGCCAACUGGAGGUGCCGACGAUGGCACCACACCGGCGAAGAGCCCAGAGAUGCAAGAGCGCAGUAAUAAUCCCUUUCUCGCCAGGGCACCCAACACUUCCAUUGCCGCGACGACUUCGGACAGCACCCCACAGCCAUAUAGCCGCGCUACUAUGGACUUUUAGGUAGAGGAAUUAGCGCCUCAAUACGAGGGGUUUGAACCAAACAUUGCUUUCCCGCGUAUUCACACGCGAACUAGAAAGUUCUUUGGUAAUGAUCGUUCAAGAGCUCGGACUGGUGGCUAUGCGUCAUGGACAGACUGCUCGAGCAAGAGUUCUUCUCCACCAUUCGCAAGAAAUAGAGACUCCAACACUGCGUACAAGCAACAGGACUUAACACGCACCGAGUUACACAAGCCAUCUGACCCGGCAAUGCCCCAGACCCUGGACAAGGAUCACCCCAUAGACGAUGGGGAUCAGGUAGAGACCCCAAACGAAGCAGAGCGUAUCCCCGGUGGAAAGUGUGGCGAGACGUGCAAGGCUGCAUUCGAGCCCCGAAUGCCCAAAGUCUUGAAGCCGGACUGGACGUGAAGUCGAGUCUCAGACCGAGCUGUGACAAGAAGCAGCAUCGGAGGAGUUUGAGUGGAUGAUUGGUUCGCGAGCUUCCUCGGAUGGCGCCAUAACUUCGGAAACAUAGCGACUUUGCUUCACCACAUCUGUGACACUUUUUAGCAGAUGGGGAUGCGUAGCGGAACUCUAUUCGACUUGAAGAUGUUAUGUUUCUAUGUGACAUACAUCCAUCACAAAACUACUUGGUGAAAAGCUUUGCGUACUUGCAUGUUAAGCGAUGAAGAGCAAAAGAUUCGGAGGGGAAUUGUAGUAGGUAGGGUAGUGUUGUGAUCAAUGCAAUAGGACAUGAUACCCUACGUGGG
Messenger RNA from Neurospora crassa OR74A, 4291 nucleotides. RefSeq lists its product as hypothetical. Gene Ontology annotation, biological process: protein deubiquitination. NCBI's taxonomy places the organism in Eukaryota, Fungi, Ascomycota, Sordariomycetes, Sordariales, Sordariaceae. Bases 630 to 3545 code for a protein of 971 amino acids. The record is from RefSeq and is a predicted model, not a curated record. Gene Ontology annotation, cellular component: cytosol; nucleus. The transcript is spliced from 5 exons.